Xenopus laevis (African clawed frog) is the source of this 1938-nucleotide messenger RNA. RefSeq names its product FKBP prolyl isomerase 2 L homeolog (gene fkbp2.L). Gene Ontology annotation, molecular function: peptidyl-prolyl cis-trans isomerase activity; isomerase activity. The record is from RefSeq and is marked provisional. Gene Ontology annotation, cellular component: endoplasmic reticulum. Lineage: Eukaryota; Metazoa; Chordata; Amphibia; Anura; Pipidae.
CGGUACUAAAUCUACACUAACCAAUGAACACUAAGAGGUUCUUGUUGCUCCGUGUGCUGAUUGGAGCGGCGGUGUCGUGACGUACACGGAUGCGGAAGAGGGGUUGAGUCGGUGUGAAGCUGAGGCGUGCAGACAGAUCAGGGGAGAGAGCUGUGUUUUUGCUGCAAAUUGUCAGAGCCCUACCUUCUAUCAAUAUGAACCUCAUGUCAUUUACACCUCUGUGGUGUUUCCUUAUCCUAUUCGUGCUGCCUUCUGUCUCAUCCAGUGAGGGCAGGAAGAAAUUGCAAAUUGGAGUGAAGAAGCGUGUAGAAAAUUGCCCUGUUAAAUCCCGGAAAGGAGACACACUACACAUGCAUUAUACAGGGAAACUGGAGGAUGGGACAGAAUUUGACAGCAGCAUUCCCAGGAAUCAGCCGUUUACCUUCACUCUGGGUACCGGACAAGUCAUAAAGGGCUGGGACCAAGGGUUACUUGGAAUGUGUGAAGGGGAGAAGAGGAAGCUGGUAAUACCUUCAGAAUUGGGUUAUGGAGAUAGGGGAGCACCCCCAAAAAUUCCAGGAGGAGCCACUCUGAUCUUCGAAGUGGAGUUAUUGAAGAUAGAACGUCGAUCUGAACUAUAAAUAUGAAGCCAUGACAGCCUUCUGUUUAGCCAGUAUUUGUGCUAGGAGGGGAGACGUCACCUUGUACCCAAUAAACACACACAAAAUCUAUGGCUUCAUUAAUAAGCGUUAGAGUAACAUUCACUGCUUCAUCCAAAGGCUCUCAUGUUCCAAAAUAAAUGGUUUGCUACACAAACAAGACACCAGUGCAAAUAUUCCAGGCACAGUAGUACUAUGUUUUAAUACAUAGUAAGUUAGGUUGAAAAAAGACCUUUUAAAUCUAUUUUAACCUGCCUAACUGCUAGUUUAAAGGAACAUGCACAUGUUUUCCUUUCCUUUGAGAUACUGUUUAUCCUAAACACAAGGUUGCUUGAUGUUGUAAUUUUGCUUCAUAUUUGUUCAAGAACACCAUUUUUUCUAGUAUUGUGGCCUUGUUUAUUUUGCUGUUCUCUUUUCCCGUGGCUACUGACUGCAGCCAUACCUGUUACAUUGUGGACAAUGUGAGGUUUCAUCCCCAACCAGUGGCUCGCAAGCAACAUGUGUCUCACCAACCCCUUGGAUGUUUUUCUCAGUGGCCUCAAAGCAGCUGCUUAUUUUUGAAUUCCAGGCUUGGAGGCAAGUUUAGUUGCACAAAAACCAGGUGUACUGCCAAACAGAGUCUCCUAUAUGCUGCCAGUCCAUAUAAGAGCAAACAAAUCACAACAGUAUUUGUCAGCCCCAGGGACUUUUUAUGUUGGUGUUGCUCCCCAACUCUUUUAAAAUAGGUUUGGAACCCCUGGCCUAAGUGAACUAGAAAUACAUUAUAUCUUUGAUCUUUACUUUGUCUCCAAACAGCUGUUCUGGUUGCAGGAGGGUUAGUACCUGACCUGUGCAGUAUUAUUGUAGAUGGUAGUGUGCAUCACUUGGCUUACAUUGAAACCUAAAUGCAUUACAAAGUCAUUGCCCCAUGUGGGCCGGGCAAGGUAGUUAUUAUUUUUGGAGACAUGGGACAGCUUUGAACAGCAUGGCUCUUGCACAAGGCAAUAGAGUCUUCCAUGCUUACUACGGGAGCAUGUAUUAUGACAGGGGUCCCCAACUUUUUGUUCCCAUGAGCCACAUUCAAAUAUAUAAAAAAAAAAAAGUUGCAGAGCAACACAAGCAUGAAAAUAGUUCCUGGAGGUGCCAAAUAAGUGCCGGGAUUGGCUCUGGUAGCCCCCUUUGUAGACCGGCAGCCUAUAGGAGAUUCUGCAAUACUCCUGUUUUUUUAUGCAACCAAAACUUGCCUCCAAGCCUGGAAUUUAAAAAUCAGCACCUGCUUUGAGGCCACUAGGAGCAACAUACAAGGGGUUGGUGAGUAACA